CUUGUUCCGAAUAGGGAAAAAAAUGGGCGAAGUUCGCAGUCCGCCUCCGAUCCUCGAUUUCUCCGUCUUCUACGGAAACGACGCAGAAGCCAAGGCCAAGCUGAUCAAGGACGUGCGCAAUUGCUGCCUCUACAAUGGCUUUUUCCAGAUCACCGGACACAAGAUCCCGCGGGAGCUGCAAGAGCAGGUCUUUGCAUGCUCCAAGCGGUUCUUCACCAUGCCCCUGGAAGAAAAGAACAAGAUCAGCAAGACCAAAAACACAUGGAACAGAGGCUACGAGCUCGUAGGCUCCCAGAUCCUCGAAGCCGGGACCAGCCCAGAACUGAAGGAGGGAUUAUACAUCGGCGAGGAGAUCCCCAAGGACCACCCGUACUUCGUCGAGAAGAAGCUGAACAGUGGACCCAACUUCUGGCCGGAGACGGUCGAGAACCCAGAGGAAUUCCGAGAGACGACGAUGGAAUACUACCACGCCGUCUUCGACCUCGCCAAGGACGUGCUGAAGCUGAUUGCCCUGACGCUGGGUACGGAUGAGGGGUACUUUGACGACUUCGCCACGGAUGCAGUGGCGACGAUGCGGUAUCUACACUAUCCUCCCCAGCCCAAGGAUUCCGAUGAGAAGCUCAGCCGGGGCAUCGGGGCGCACACGGACUUCGGGGCGAUUACCCUGCUGCUCCAGGGGGACGUGGAUGGUCUGCAGGUGCUCGACGGUCCUUCGGGAGAAUGGUUUGACGUCGAACCCGUCCCCGGCGCAUACGUGGUCAACCUGGGCAACCUCUUCAUGCGCUGGUCCAACGACGUCUACAAAUCCAACAUCCACCGGGUGAUCAACAAGUCCGGACAGGAGCGGUACUCCAUUCCCUUCUUCUUCAGCGGGAAACCCGAUUACGUGUGCGAGUGCCUGCCCAACUGCUGCGCAGAGGGCGAGAGUCCCAAGUACCCGAGCACGACCGUCACGGAAAUGGUCACUAGCGGCUACCGCGAGAGCUACGGACGGGCAGAGAAGUACAAGGCCGAGUUUGAGAAGAAACAGGCGCAGGCGGCGACUCCGCUGGUUUCGCAGGCGGCUUGAUCCUAUCUUGAUUUCUUGGUCAAUUGAGCAUUAAUAAUGGAUUGGAUUCCUAUCAGUAAUACCAUACCGUAUCC
Molecule: messenger RNA, 1143 nt
Organism: Monascus purpureus
Lineage: Eukaryota; Fungi; Ascomycota; Eurotiomycetes; Eurotiales; Aspergillaceae
Source: the annotation of a GenBank genome assembly